Messenger RNA from Drosophila subobscura, 3788 nucleotides. RefSeq names its product benign gonial cell neoplasm protein (gene bgcn). The coding region runs from base 62 to 3703 and encodes 1213 amino acids. Gene Ontology annotation, cellular component: intracellular anatomical structure. The record is from RefSeq and is a predicted model, not a curated record. Gene Ontology annotation, molecular function: RNA binding; protein binding. Lineage: Eukaryota; Metazoa; Arthropoda; Insecta; Diptera; Drosophilidae. The transcript has 5 exons.
UAACGGAAAGCGGCCAGAUUGUGUUAAAAAAAAAUUUACUUUUGGCCAAAGUUUGCUCAAAAUGAACGAAAUUAUACAGGAUAAGUUUAUUCCGCAGCAAUUGCUGUACUUUGUGGCUGGUCGGCGAUGCUGCCAAGAGUUUCCAUGCACAUUUCGAUCGACAGACCACGAAAUUUUCCUGCAAUACGCGCGCUCCUUGGGUUUGCGCACACAACGCAUGUUUAGCAAUGGCGAAAUGAUCAAAGUCUUCAAGCGCACUUGCCGCCAUUACCUUGAGGAGCCCAAAAUAAUGACGUUCUCGCCCGCGACGGCAAUAAACAUUCUCACCAUGUUGGGGCGAACAACCAACUUGGGCAAGGACGAGCUUAGAUUGAGCUCAGAUUUCAUACCGCAGCGUGCGUGCGUUGCGGAGAUUAUGGUGCCUCAUCUACCAUUUCCGACGAUCAAGCCGCCCACGCAGCGCAUUAAGGACGAUACACAACGCAAUUUGCUGAAACAGUUUCCUGGCUAUUCAUUCAUGGACACCGUUAUGCAGACGCUAUACAAACAGCGUGUUGUGGUGUUCAGUGCCGAUCUCUCGUGGGACAAAUCGGUUUAUAUGCCGCUGCUCAUUUUCGAAGACUGCGAGGCGAAGAAGACAAAUGCGAAGAUCAUUUGCAUUGAGAAGGAAAACGUUUUGGCGCUGCACAAUAGCAAGCGCUUGGUCCACUAUUUCGCCGAGGAUUUGGGCGAGACUGUGGGAAUUCAGUUGCCGCACAGCAGCAACAUUAGCUCGGAAACGCACAUUAUAUGCUCCACGGCGCAGUACGUGCUGCGCUCGCUGACCAAACAGAAGUGCCUGAACAUCAGUCAUUUUAUUGUAAACGACGUGCACCUCCACGAUCCCUACAUCGACGUGUUGCUCAGUGAACUGCGCAUUGCCCUGACCCAGCACCAAAAUCUAAGAGUCGUUCUGUUGUGCCAAAUGGCAGACGCUAAGAAGUUUACCGAAUAUUUCGAAGAAGGCACCGAGUUGAUGCCGAAGGAGGGAGUGCCAAAAACGGCACCACGCAUUUCGUACUUGGGCGAUAUUCACAGCCGUAUCUCAGUGGCAGGCAUACACAAGGGACAGGACAUAUACAAGGAGACGCCAGAGGUGUACAGAACCAAAACCCCGCGAAAUGAGCAAAUGGAUAAGUGCCUGGAGGCGUACGAGGAGUUCGGCUCGGAUCUUUCCAUUCGUCCGUUUCUGUAUGCCGUCAACUACGACCUGGUGCCGGUCAACUACCGCCACUCGACGACCGGCAAGACUGCUGUGAUCAUUGCGGCUCAGCACAACAAUCCCAGCCACCUGCGCGUCUUGCUCUACAUGGGCGCGGAUCCCUACGUAGCGGAUGAGCAGCUUCAGAAUGCCAUCACAGUGGCCGCAUCGAUGGAGAAGAAUGAGUGCAUCGACAUCCUCAACUGCUUCAGUCUGCGUGGCAAUGCAAUCAAAAGCGCCAAGCCUGAGUUUGUGGACUACGAUCUGAUAAUUGAUUUGUUUUACUUGUUGCGCACGAAGCCGGAAUAUCCAUCGGGCAACAUUUUGGUCAUUUUGCCCACCUACUAUCAUAUUGUUAAGCUCAACUACAUGCUGCUCAGUCACUACAUGUGCGGCAAGCUGCAGGAAUUCUCCAUAUUUCUGCUGCACGAGAAUAUGGGCGUUGAAUACAUUGACGAGUUGGUUAAUGCUCGCAAAGACACGGACAAGGUGGUGCUGGCCACGGAUAUAGUUGAAUCGUUGCCGCUGCAGGUGUCGUUCAAGUACGUAAUCGACACUGCCUGCAAACAGUAUUCCGUUUACAAUUGCAGCAACUACUGUGCCGAACACCGAUACGAAUGGGUGGCCAAAGAUUGUCUGCUACGCAGGGAAUCCUUACUCGAUGGAGCUGCUUCCGACACGCAAUGCUUUCGCUUGUUGUCCAAGAGCACGUUCAAUAUGCUCACCGAAAGCAGCCCAGCCCAGCUGCAGAGAAUCCAGCUGGACAAGAUCUGUUUGACGGUGAAGGCGCUGUCGCCCCACAAGAUUAUCAGUGAAUAUCUGGGCCAAACCAUUUCGCCACCGCCAGUCAUCAAUGUGCACCAUGCUGUGCAGUUCUUGAAGAAAAUUGAAGCCCUAAACGAGGUGGAGGAACUCACUUGGCUGGGCUGCCGCCUGCUGGACAUACCCGUGCCCUGCCAGCUGGGACGCAUGUUGAUCUAUGGAAUUCUUUUGCAAUGCAUUGAUCCAGUACUGACCAUAGUCACGUCGCUCUCCACAGCCGAUCCGUUGAGCAUUCCCUUCACUGAGGACAUUGACAGCUUGUGGGAUCGCUUCACGAUUUAUAUACAAAAUCUCAUCAAGAAUGAACGUGGCCGCCUGGCAGACAAUCAGUUCUCGGAUCACUUUAUAUUCCUGCGAUUGUUUCAGGACUGGCAGAAUAGUCAAAAGAGCAAGAUGCCAAUUCUGUACUUCACCAAUGAGUACGACUUUAUUCUGAAUGGACUGAUGGAGCAGCUGAGCUUCAUUCGCUCCAAUAUUGUGAGCUCGCUGCGAGCUGCACACUUGAUUCAUUUCCGUGGCACGAUGACCAUGCAGAAUCUGAACGUAUUGUCGGGCAAUUGGCACGUGGUUAAGGCGGCCCUAACCGGCGGCAUGUAUCCAAAUAUAUGUGUUCUGGAUGUUAAUAAAUCGUGUCUCAAGUCGGCCUAUUCGGAGAGGGUGCAUCUGCACCCAAACACCGUGCUGCGUGACUUCCUAGAGCCAUUUAGCAGCUCAGCUCUUAAUUUCCGCAGCCCCUGGGUGGUGUGCACCAAGCAGAGGAAUUACAUUUUAUAUGCCACCAUGGUACUUCCCCUGGCAGUGGCCAUGUUUGCGGGUCCCAGCCGCAUCAAAACUUCCCAGAUAAGCCCGAGUCAAAAUGACAAUGUCAAUGUCUACAUCGAUGAAUGGCUCUGGAUGGUUAUGCCGAAAACUGUAGCCGAGCUGGUCAUCAAAACGCGUCAAUGUUUCUACGAUGGAUACCAUGAAUUUCUGAAGCACUGCAGCGAUCAGGAAAAAUGGAGCGCCGACUCUCUCCUCAUGGUCAACCAGGGCUUGAUCAAUGAAACGCUAGCCAAAGUGUUUGAAAAUGAAGAUCUGGCUGUGGGUUUCUCAAAGACUCCAAACAUUCAUUAUCAUCCAAUUGUGAAGCUGCCAACGACUUACCUGCUGACGGUGAAUCGUCACUUUAGCUGGAAUCAGGAAAUAGAAGAUAGCAAAGAUGUUCUGGUCAAGCGGCCAUUAUCAUCAUAUUUUGACAUCCACUCGCACUUUAUCGAGCGACAGUUCUUUGUGCUGCACACCAAAGAAACCUGCGAGGAUUUCUACAAGAGCAGCAGCACUCCCUUCAUCGAAUCCGUGCUGGGCAAGUUUGCCAGACCCAUCGAGUCGCCCAAUCGACACAUUUUCGUGAUUUUGUAUAAAAAGAAUGAGGACGAAAUGCUGAGCAUCAGCCGUGCCAAAACCAUCAACGGAGUAUUCACAUUGAAGGAAUAUUUUCGCAAUGUUAUUCCAGUGUAUGAAAUUAUUGAAGCCUGUCGUUCCAUAAGUGUUAGCAUGCCCAACUUUGAUGGCCGUUUAAUGUCUAGUCUUAUUGACAAACGAGUUGGAAACUUAAUUAUGGACCUGUUCGCCUUUCGCCAUCAUUGGAUUCACAAGCGAUAAAUGUAAACGAAUCGUUCCUUAUGGGCUGACGAGCCGCACAAUCAAAAAUAUCAUUUAAUCUUUGUACGCCUUUUUGUGAAACUCU